AUGCCUUCCGCCGAGACAAAACCGAAGACCUUGUACGACAAGGUCUUCGAUGCCCACGUUGUCAAUGAGCAGGAGGACGGCACGGUCUUGCUGUAUAUUGACCGCCACCUUGUCCACGAGGUGACUUCGCCUCAAGCCUUCGAAGGUCUCAAGAAUGCUAGCCGCAAGGUCCGCCGGCCGGACUGCACCCUGGUCACUGUCGAUCACAACAUCCCCACAUCGUCGCGGAAAAACUUCAAGAACGCCGAGGAAUUCAUUAAGGAGAACGACUCGCGCCUGCAGUGCACAACCCUCGAGGAGAAUGUCAAGGACUUUGGCCUCACCUACUUUGGCAUGGGCGACAAGCGCCAAGGUAUUGUCCACAUUAUCGGCCCCGAGCAGGGCUUCACUCUGCCCGGAACGACCGUCGUCUGCGGUGACAGCCACACCUCCACUCACGGUGCCUUUGGAUCUCUUGCAUUCGGUAUCGGAACCAGUGAGGUCGAGCACGUCCUCGCAACCCAGACCCUCAUCACUCGGCGCAGCAAGAACAUGCGUAUUCAGGUUGACGGGGAGCUGCCCGCGGGCGUUACCAGCAAGGACGUUGUCCUGCACAUUAUUGGUGUCAUUGGCACCGCGGGUGGCACGGGUGCUGUGAUCGAGUUCUGCGGAUCCGUCAUUCGUGGUCUAAGCAUGGAGGCGCGUAUGUCCAUGUGCAACAUGUCCAUCGAAGCCGGUGCACGUGCAGGCAUGAUUGCACCGGACGAGACGACGUUCGAAUACCUCAAGGGCCGCCCCCUCGCCCCCAAAUAUGGCAGCGCUGAAUGGAAGAAGGCCACCAACUACUGGUCGGGCCUGAAGUCCGACGCCGACGCCGCGUACGACAUCAACGUCUUCCUGGACGGAAAGGACAUUACCCCCACCAUCUCCUGGGGUACCUCUCCGCAGGAUGUGAUUCCGAUCAGCGGUGUUGUUCCCGGCCCCGAUGACUUCGAGGAUGAGAACCGCAAGACUUCCUGCAAGCGGGCUCUCGAGUACAUGGGUCUCACGGCGGGUACCCCGAUGAAGGAGAUCCCCGUGGAUAAGGUCUUCAUUGGAUCGUGUACCAACGCUAGAAUUGAGGAUCUCCGGGCCGCGGCCAAGGUUGUCAACGGCCGCAAGAUCGCCGACAACAUCAAGCGCGCUAUGAUCGUGCCUGGAUCGGGUUUGGUCAAGCAGCAGGCCGAGUCCGAGGGCCUUGACAAGAUAUUUACUGAUGCUGGGUUUGAAUGGCGUGAGGCUGGGUGCUCCAUGUGUCUAGGCAUGAACCCGGAUAUCCUGUCGCCCAAGGAGCGCUGUGCCAGUACCUCCAACCGGAACUUCGAGGGACGCCAGGGUGCUCAGGGCCGCACCCACCUCAUGUCGCCCGCCAUGGCAGCCACCGCUGCGAUUGUCGGCAAGCUCGCCGACGUUCGUGAGCACGUCGUUCCCAGCCCUGUCCUCGCCAAGGCGCAGCCCAAGGUGGAUGUCGAGCCGGAGGUCGAGUCUCCCGCGACCGAGGAUGAGCUUGACCGGGUCCUGGACCUGCCCGCCGAUGACGAGCCGCACACCAAUUCGUCCGCCGGUGGCAGCAGCGAAGGACUCCCGAAGUUCACCACCCUGAAGGGUAUCGCGGCACCCCUGGACCGCGCUAACGUCGACACCGACGCCAUCAUCCCCAAGCAAUUCCUCAAGACCAUUAAGCGUACGGGCCUAGGCUCGGCCUGUUUCUUUGAGCUCCGCUACACAGACGGCCAAGAAAAUCCUGAUUUCGUGCUGAACCAGGGCAUCUACCGCGAUUCCAAGAUCCUGGUCGUUACGGGUCCCAACUUCGGGUGCGGUAGCUCGCGUGAGCACGCGCCAUGGGCUCUGCUCGACUUCGGUAUCAAGUGUAUCAUCGCGCCGUCCUUCGCCGACAUCUUCUUCAACAACACCUUCAAGAACGGCAUGCUUCCCGUCGUGGUCUCGGACGAGGCCGCUCUGCAGAAGAUCGCCACCGAGGCCCGCGCCGGCCGCGAGGUCGAGGUCGAUCUCGUCAGCCAGGAGGUCAAGGAUGCCGAGGGCAACAAGAUCGUCGGCUUUGACGUCGACGGUUUCCGCAAGCACUGCCUCGUCAACGGCCUCGAUGAUAUCGGCCUCACCCUCCAGAUGGAGUCGAAGAUCCGCACCUUUGAGGCUAAGCGGAGCCUGGAAACCCCUUGGCUGGAUGGCAGCGGCUACCUGAGCCGGGGCCAGCGCGGCGCCACUAGAGUCGAUGCGGCCCCUGUCCCCAAGACCAACCGGGGUGACGUGAAGAAUGAACCCCUCGAGUGGUAA
Molecule: messenger RNA, 2313 nt
Organism: Penicillium alfredii
Lineage: Eukaryota; Fungi; Ascomycota; Eurotiomycetes; Eurotiales; Aspergillaceae
Gene: luA
Product: 3-isopropylmalate dehydratase LEU1
Exons: 4
Coding region: 1-2313 (770 amino acids)
Biological process (GO): L-leucine biosynthetic process
Cellular component (GO): 3-isopropylmalate dehydratase complex
Molecular function (GO): 4 iron, 4 sulfur cluster binding; 3-isopropylmalate dehydratase activity
Source: RefSeq, a predicted model, not a curated record